CGUUUAGCACUUUUCAAAACAUGGUCGAUCAAAACAUUGCGUUUGGAAGAAAUUCGGUUUAAACUCGGAUUUAGAAGAAAAUAUUAUGCUUUUAGAAAGAAAUAUACAAUGUUCCAUUUGUACAAGUACAGUACUUUAUCACUCCAACGAAAUUUGCCCUUGUCAUUACGUAGUUUAAGAGCAAAUUCUGAAUUAAGCGGAACUGAAAAAACGUGCCUAUUAUGUAAACAUUUAAAUGUUAAUUUGCGGUUGCAAGCAAGAGAUCAGUCUUCUGUUACUAACCCAGAAGUAAAGAAACGUAAGCGUACAAGAAGAAGACGAACUAAAAAUACUACUGACGUUUUUGUUGUAACUGACAAGUUUUCUGGUUUGCAAAAGGCAAAAAUUGUGAAGUUUACUUCUGAGGAUUUAAAUGUAUUGACCCAAUCGGAUUUUAGUUUAGAUGAAUUAUAUAAAAUAAGGCUGUUAACACAUAGAAAUGCUGAUCAAUCUUCUCAUACAUAUAGUAACUUAGCCAUAGAGGGCCUUAGUUCUGUAGCAAAUGAGGUUCCAGAAAUUAUACCAGACACUCCAAUUGCUGAACCUACUACAUCUGAUGUGAUAACUAAUAGUAAUAUUUCUGUUAAAAAGAAGACUUCUAAAGGAAAAAGUAAAGCAGUAACAGAAACGAAAAAUGAUCUUGAAGAAGAUGUCGUAGAAGAUUAUGAACAUAAUGACGUACAGUUUAAAAGUUUGGGUAUAUCAUCGUCGUUUCAACCCGAGGUGGAAGAAGAAGAUAUUGUGGAAGCCAGCAAAUCUGGUAUUAAGGAAGAACAGACCGAUAAUGUCUCAAAACCUUAUGUCGAAGAACAUAGAAAUGAAAUUGCCGCCAGAACGUUGGCCGCGUACAUAGAGGUAUGCAACAAUUUAAGGAAUCCGAAAAGGGGUUUUCAGGCUCUACAGUUUCAUCAAGUUAGAGUCAAACGUAACAGCAGUAGGUUUUCGCCGAUGAAGCAGCUAAAUGUCUACUGUACUUUACUUAAAGGUUUUGCAAACAAAGGCGAUUAUCAGUCUUUACAAAGAAUCUUGGAAAUAAUGAAAGAAGAAAAUAUCUCACCAGAUAUGCAAUGUUACAUUGCCAUUUUUGCGUGCUUAGGUAAAAUUAACGUACAAGACCACUACUUAAAAGAUAUAAGAAUAUUCGUGAAAGACGCACUAAGAAAAGGCUAUACCUUCGACAUGAUCAUGAAUAACGGCAUAUUUCUUAACGACGAACGCAGGAUGGUUUUGAAAGUAUUUAAGGCUUUUGACGAUAAUUAUAGACCAGUAUAUAAGAAGGUUAAUGUGCAUUAUAAAAAUCGACUGCUCGAUCAUCUGAAUAACGAGGAACAAGUGAAUUUUAAGCCGCCAGAGUGGGAAGAAAAUAAUGGUUUGUUUACACCCGAAUUUAUGAAUGACAGAGUUGCUAAACAGCUCAAACAGGAGGAAGAUACUUAUAUAACAAUUAAAAGUAUAGAAAGUAAAAACGAACCAACGGCAGAAGUUUUACAGUAUCGGAAAACGUUAGAAAAUCACUUCAAAAUGUGGAGAAGGGACGCGGAACAAGCUUUCCAGAGGGAUUUGGCAACGUUGGCGGCUAAAAGGUCUGCGUUGAACCUGGAGCCUUACAUAAGGAGCAUUCCAAGCAAAGACUUCAUAGAUAUAAUAAUAGAGGAGGGUAAAAGAAUGGCUCAGGCUUCGGAAACGUACAGCCCAGAAACAAAUGUGUUGUACAGAAUGCUAGGCUGGAGGGUAUAUGGGCAAUAUUUAAUGUUGUUGAAACAGAAAACUGGAGUUUUAGAAAAGAUAUUACAUAUCCAUUUAAAAUAUUGCGAGGCAUACGCGGCAAAGCACGGUCAACUCGACACGCUACCAGAGAAUGAACAGCUGGUCAAUCCCCGAACGCAAUGGCAGUCCAUAGAACACGAUAAUCGCACCUUUGCUAACGGCUGUACGUUGGACAUGGGCCACCAACCUUGGGCACCCACGUCCCUGACGGCCAUCGGGAAAUUCAUGUACAAUAUUAUUAUGCACGAUUUGAAGAUUGACGUGAACUCACUUAGGCCCCAAAGCAAACACAAAAAUCUCCUUCCUGCCUUUUAUACUAUAUUCCGAAACCAGGGUCGUAUGGUUAAAGAAGAAGUUAAGCCUCAUCCAGUAUUGUCAAAACUAUAUAAAGCUUCAGAACCAGAAACUUUAACAUUUCCAGCUACCGAAAUUCCAAUGCUGUGUCCACCUGUUCCUUGGACCUCCAUUAAUCAUGGUGGAUAUAUCGUAGCACGUACUGAUGUUAUAAGGUUGCCAUCACAAGCCUCAAGCCAGAAAAAGAGACUGGCGGAGUCCGAUCCAGUACAGUUGUAUCCCAGUUUGGAUGCUUUAAAUCAACUUGCAUCAGUUCCUUGGAAGGUUAAUACCAAAGUCCUAGACGUAAUAUUAAAAGUUUUUAGAGAUGGAGGUUCGGCAAAACUGGACGUACCAGAAGCACCUUCGAAACUACCUCAGCCACCUCCGGUACGACCUGAUAUGACGAAACCUGAAAAAUACCAGAAUAUUAAACUCAAGAUGCAGUACAAGAGGAAAAAAGCCGAAAUGUACUCUUUGUGGUGCGACUGUCUUUAUAGGUUAUCUUUGGCGAAUCAUUUCAAGGAUGACAUAUUUUGGUUACCACACAACAUGGACUUCAGGGGUCGCGUCUAUCCCGUACCACCACAUUUGAACCACUUGGGUUCCGAUUUGGCUAGGUCCAUGCUGGUUUUCGCAGAAAGUAGACCUUUGGGACCCGAGGGUUUGGAUUGGUUGAAAAUACACCUUGUCAAUUUGACAGGAUUGAAGAAAAGGGAGUCUGUAAGAGAUAGGUUGGCAUAUGCCAAUGAUGUAAUGCCCUUGAUUCUCGAUUCUGCCGAUCAUCCCCUAGACGGUAGGAAGUGGUGGGCUGAAUCUGACGAGCCUUGGCAGACUUUGGCGUGUUGUAUGGAAAUAGCUGACGUAGUCAGGUCUGGAGUCGAUCCGGCGGAGUAUAGAUCUCAUUUCCCUGUGCACCAAGAUGGAAGCUGUAACGGACUACAACAUUACGCAGCCCUAGGUAGAGACACAGCUGGUGCAUUCAGCGUCAACUUAAGCCCCUGUGACGUUCCUCAAGAUGUCUAUAGCGCGGUAGUGGCCUUGGUCGAAGAACAAAGAGCCAAAGACGAACUAGAUGGAAUUCCGAUUGCGAAAACAUUGAACGGUUUUAUUAAAAGGAAGGUGAUUAAGCAAACUAUAAUGACCACAGUGUACGGAGUGACUAGGUAUGGAGCCCGUCUACAGAUUGCUAAACAACUGAAAGACAUUGAUGACUUUCCCAAGGAGGCUGUGUUUGCCGCAUCAUCUUAUUUGACAGGACGAACAUUUGAUUCCCUAAGGACUAUGUUUACUUCGACUAGAGAGAUUCAGGACUGGUUUACCGAAUGUGCCAAAUUGGUUUCUGGAGUAGUAGGGAAGCAUGUGGAAUGGGUGACGCCCUUAGGACUGCCCAUUGUUCAACCAUAUAUCCAUUUAAAGUAUAUCCCUUCGUCUGGGUAUGACACUUUUCACAUGGACCAAUUUGAGAAACCGAACGUAGUCAAACAGAAAAAUGCAUUUCCACCGAAUUUUAUUCACUCUUUGGAUUCUAGUCACAUGAUGUUAACUUCUCUGCACUGCGAAAGGGCGGGAGUUACUUUUGUUUCUGUACACGACUGCUAUUGGACGCACCCAUCCACCAUUCACAUAAUGAAUAAAAUAUGUCGAGAACAGUUUGUGGCUUUGCAUUCUGAACCAAUUUUAGAAGACUUAUCUAUUUCUAUGUAUAAUAACUACAGUUUUGAGGAAAGCGAACUAUCUGAUGAAAGUUCCUUGGCCGAUUAUCAAAAGAAAAAACUCAACAAACUACUGAGAACCUUGCCUGCGACUGGAGAUUUUGAUAUAAACAAUGUUUUAGAUUCUGUGUACUUUUUCAGUUAAUGUACAAAGCACUAUAAAUAGAUUGUUUAACUCUUA
Molecule: messenger RNA, 4035 nt
Organism: Sitophilus oryzae (rice weevil)
Lineage: Eukaryota; Metazoa; Arthropoda; Insecta; Coleoptera; Curculionidae
Gene: mtRNApol
Product: DNA-directed RNA polymerase, mitochondrial-like
Exons: 20
Coding region: 109-3999 (1296 amino acids)
Biological process (GO): mitochondrial transcription
Cellular component (GO): mitochondrial DNA-directed RNA polymerase complex
Molecular function (GO): protein binding; mitochondrial promoter sequence-specific DNA binding; DNA-directed RNA polymerase activity
Source: RefSeq, a predicted model, not a curated record